This is a messenger RNA of Anneissia japonica, 1919 nucleotides long. RefSeq names its product retinoschisin-like. The record is from RefSeq and is a predicted model, not a curated record. The transcript has 4 exons. Bases 176 to 955 code for a protein of 259 amino acids. NCBI's taxonomy places the organism in Eukaryota, Metazoa, Echinodermata, Crinoidea, Comatulida, Comatulidae.
UCUCACAAUUGUGUGAUUAUAUUCGACGAAAACAGCAAUAUCAAUUUAGUUGCAUAAAAUAAUUAUUGACAUUCAGUGGUUUCUCUACUCUAUAAUAGCCUACAUCAGUAACACUAACAACUCAUAUCCAACGUAGAAGUAUAAAUUCAUAAGUGUAAAAACCAAGCAGCAUUCAAUGUUGGACAUUCUGAAAAUCGUUUUCGUUAAUUCGUUGCUAAUUAUCAGCCCUGUUGUGUCGGAGUUGUGUAUCGAUCCUCUUGGUAUUGAAAAUGGGACUAUUCCCCCGGAACAGCUGUCUGCAUCCAGUGAAAAUAGUUUUCGAGCUGCGGUAACUCGUGGACGACUCAAUACUAAAGCAUAUGAUUGGAUGGCAGGGUCAUGGACGUCAAAAGGCAAUGACCAAUACCAGUGGAUCCAAGUUGACCUCGGUAAACUAUAUGAGGUACAUGGGGUAAUUACACAAGGCCGUAACAAAUACAUCGCACCAGACGGAAAAAUCCGGAAUCAAUGGGUGACGUCUUACGAGAUUCUUUACAGUGUCGAUGGUAACCAUUUCCAACCAAUCAAGAAUUCAGAUUGUCAAGUAACGAAGUUUGUUGGAAAUUCGGAUCAUGACACUAUGGUGACAAACAUACUUUCUGACCAUGUCUACGCCCAGUUCGUCCGUAUUCAUCCAACUGACUGGUAUAUUCGUAUAAGUUUACGAUUUGAGGUUCUUGGAUGCUGCUCAGCAGACAAAAUGGCUGAACACUCAACUUAUUACAAGUCUUUAAAUUUUCAUCGUUCAAUAACGACUCAAAACUCGACAGGAAGCUGCAUUCGAUGUGCUGUGAAGUGUAUGAGGGCACCAGAAUGCAAGUAUUUCAAAUGCGAUGGAGGAUGCCACCUUUACACCUGCAGUAACGAAGACAAUGUCGUUGCUUUUCUGUUUGGCUCAUAUAUUCCUUUCCACUAAAUCCUUUCACUUUGAAAUUUUUUUUUGCUAAGGUCUCGAAAGUAUAAACGUACGUGUACUUAUUGGACAUGCGCAAGAUUCUUGCCUUGUCCUGAUUGGUCAGUUGCUAAGUUUGAUCACUCUUGAAAUAGGGCUAAUGAAAACUGUGUAUGCUGUAAUUUUAUUGCAAAUGUGUUCACUUUGUUUAAUGGAACCCAUAAUGUAAUUUUAAUCUUAGCAAUAUGAAUAUUAUUCAACAUUUUAACAGUGGUAAUUGAACUAAUUUUUGAUUUUUUAGAUUUCGUAUAUUUUGGUAAAAGUACUUUUGAAUACAGAAAAAAAAGUUUAAACGUGAUUAUUUUGCAUAGGACAAUUCCCUUUUACCGUACGCAAACACGUGGUUUUUUUUGGGAAAACACGUAUGUUUGUGAAAUGCGGGCUUACUUCUAGCCCAGGUAUUAUUAGCGAGUUGGUAAGUUUUAUUGUUGUACAAGAUCGAAAGGAAGAUUUAUAACGACAAUGUAGAAUAAAAGCUAAUGCAUAAUUUGUAAACAAAAAAUACUUAAAUGCCAAUGUUGCAACAAUUUUGCUUGAUAUGUGAGUUUAUAUACGAUCGGGCUUGGCCUGAGCUAGGCGAACCAGAUUUAGGUUGUCUUCUACUGGACCACAAUUUAAUUUAUAAAUUUAACUUUUUAAAUUAUUUUUGGGUGAAUUUUAAAUUUCAUUAUUACUAUUAUUAUUACGAUUAUUAUUAUUAUUAUUAUUAUUAUUAUGAUUAUUAUUAUUAUUAUAAUUAGUAUUAUUAUUCUUACAGCAAACCUCUAAGGGAUUAUGAACUGUGUUAUUUACGGAUGGAAUAGUACAUAUUUUACAAAAUCCCUCAGAGUCGUAAAAAGUCUCUUCUUUUAUGUCAAUUAAGCGUUGACAAAGAUUACAGGAGUAGCCGAAAUAUUCGCCUAAUAAAUUUUAUUGUUUCUAAAGUCAA